Molecule: messenger RNA, 9417 nt
Organism: Panthera uncia (snow leopard)
Lineage: Eukaryota; Metazoa; Chordata; Mammalia; Carnivora; Felidae
Product: nicotinamide N-methyltransferase-like
Exons: 4
Coding region: 98-889 (263 amino acids)
Cellular component (GO): cytosol
Molecular function (GO): N-methyltransferase activity
Source: RefSeq, a predicted model, not a curated record
UAUUUGAGGACUGGCGGAGUGACUGUCUGAACUCCAUUAAGAAGGCCCCAGAGCAUCAGGCUGCCUGCUCCUUCCUGGACAAAACUCAGGAUUCUCUAUGGCUCUUCAGGAAUCCACAGCGCUGGAUUUCUACCAGACGUAUUUUGAACCCAUGGUCUACCUGGACUACUUCAAGAUGGGCCAGAGCCCUGUGGGUGAUGAUUGCCUCUACUUCCUGCUAAAACACUACAACACCAUUUUUAAAUCAGGUGGGCUGAAAGGAAAGCUCCUGAUUGACAUUGGCUCUGGGCCCAGCAUUUACCAGCUCCUCUCCGCCUGCGAGUCUUUUGAGGAGAUAAUCGCCACUGACUACACGGACAAGAACCGCCUGGAGCUGGAAAAGUGGCUGAAGAAGAUUCCAGGGGCGUUCGACUGGUCCCCAGUGGUGAAAUAUGUGUGUGAGCUUGAGGGGGACAGAGACAAGUGGGCUGACAAGGAGGAGCGGCUAAGGAGAACCGUGACCCAGGUGCUCAAGUGUGAUGUGAAUAAAGAACAGCCCCUGGAACCUGCAGUCCUGCCCCUGGCGGACUGCGUCCUUUCCUCCCUGUGCCUUGAGGCUGCCUGCCUCACCCAGGAGGCCUUCCGGGCUGCCCUGCGCCACAUCAGGACCCUGCUCCGGCCCAGGGGCCAUCUGGUGCUGGGCGGGGGCUUUGAUACCACCUUCUACAUGGUGGGGGCGAAGAAGUUCCCCUGCCUUCCCCUGAAGGAGAAAUUCGUGUGUGAGGCUCUGCAGAAGUCCGGCUUCACCAUCGAGAAGCUGGAGACGGCUCCGCGGGCAGCUGAGACCAUGUCGGAUGAGCAGUCAGACUACACCGCGAUGUUCGUCGUCGUGGCCCAGAGAAAUGACUGACGUAUUGGACUUGGAAGGGGGGCUGUGGCAUUGGGUUCUGGCCCCAGGAAUGUGAACGCAUCUCAUGCCUACUCCAAGGGCUGGAUGCAGAGAAUCCAGUGGAGACCUCUGGCCCCUAGGAAAUGAGACAGCUGCACUGUAGAAGUCUGACCGCCUGGAGCUGUAUCCCUCCCCGGACUCCCUCCACACCGGACUGUGAAGUGAACAGAGAUGUAUCAGCAUUUACUUUGUGAAGCCACUGAGAUGUGUGGGUUGUUACAUCAGUGAACUUACCUCACCGAUGUGCACACUUAGAUGAGCUCCAAUUGGUUAGAGAAAGGUGAAAUUUAAAAAAUUAUAAGGGCACCUGCCUGGCUCAGUGGUAGAGCAUGUGACUCGAUCUUAGGGUGGUGUGUUCAAGCCCCACAUUAGGCAUGAAGCCUACUUUAAAAAAAUUGUGUAACUUCAUGUAUUUUCAUUGGACUUGAAAAAACUGGUAAGGUAGAUCAUUCCAAGAAUUUUGGUAGGGGUUAGAGGUGUGUAUGGGUGUGUUGGUGAUUACAGGAACUCCCAUGUACUGCUGCUGGGGAUGUAGACUGGUAUAGGCUUGUCAGGGGGGGCGGACCCUGGUGGUUCUCACUAAAAUUAAAUAUUUAAUUGGCUUGUGACUCAGCAUUUCUACUCCCGGGAAUAUACCCUGUGGAAAUUCCCACACAGGUCUGCACAGAGGAGACCUGGGCAUCUACAGAAACGUUGUGUGGGGGAGUUAGAGGCAAUCUGGGUGUCCAUCCCUGGGGGAGUAGAUACGUAAAUGGGGGGAUUCAAGUCACGGAGUGGCAAGAAGGUAUGGCCCACAUGUCCACAUAGCCACGUGCACGGGCCUUAAGGGCACAGUGAAAACGAUGUAAAUGAAGAUAUAUACAUACAAAACAACAGUACCUAUUUCACGGAAAUACACAUAACGAAAAGAACACGCACUAAACCUCUUAGAAAAUCCUCGGGAGGGUGGGAGAUGCGUGGGGAGCAAGAAGAUAGGAUUGAACAGAGGGAUCCCCUCCCCCUACACACGUUCUUUUCCGAAGCUUUCUAACAAGAGACCGAAGACUGACAGUCACAGCUUUUACUUCCUAGACUGGGUUUCCUUUACUGAGUCGGAUUCCCAUGAGGCUGUGACAUCUCUCCUCAACUUUUUUUGAAAACCCCACGGUCAGCCAUCACUGCUAAUUUUCCAGUUUCCUAAGCAUUCCCUUUUAAUCGCCUGACCUCAUGGUUUCUCAAAAACAAAACAGGAGACAGGUACAAGAACAGAAUUACAACAUCAAGUCUUAGUCUAGCUUUUUUACACAAGAAGUAAGACUAGCUGCUUUUUCACAUCUGUAUUAAACGCAGAGGAAAAGAGUGACAUACAUUAACCUGGCAGGACAGGUGUUUCAAAUAUAUGUAUUAUACUGCGAAUGGCAAUUAGCAGGAAACAAGGGGGAAAAAAUCAGUGGAAACGGAGACUAUAGACCUAAAUCAGAAGGUAGCAAUUAUGGUAAGUGAGUGCAUGACAAAGGGACAUCACACCACAGGGAAGCAAAGCAGAAUCAUCUGUAUAGCCCAGAAGCCACCCCAGUUCUCAGCUUUUGCCAGGUGGGUGUUGUAGAAGCCCCGCCAUGAUUUUUAGCCUCAUGAACUUGGUCAUUACUGACGGCCACCUGCCGCGGCCAAGCCGCUGGUCCCCAGCUUUGCCAAAAGCCCCCAAAUGCCAUGUCGCUGCAGUUCACAAACCAUGCCAAGGGGGUGAGUUGGGGCUGGGCACCUCUUUGCUGGAUUAUGGAACUGGGCCCAGCUGAGGCUCAGGAAUCUCCUUCUCUUCCCUCAACCACCCCCACCCCAGCUCUCUCUUUUCUCCUCCAAGAAGAGCUCGCAUCCUGUGUCCUUCCUCUCCUUCCCUGCUCUGGCAUCCUUCUCAAAGCUUCCUGCACCCCAGGCAAUGGAUUCAGUGGCCAGUUUAAAAUCUGGAGACUCGGGGCACCUGGGUGGCUCAGUCAAGCGUCUGAUGGCAGCUCAUGAUCUCGCUGUUCGUGGGUUCAAGCCCUGCGUCAUUCUCUGUGCUGACAGCUCAGAGCCUUGAAGCCUGCUUCGGAUUCUGUGUCUCCCCCCUCUCUGUCCCUCUCCCACUUGUACUCUGUCUCUGAAAAAUAAAUAAGAAUAAAAAAGAAAUCUGGAAAUCGUGAGUAUAGAUAAGUAGAGAACUAAACUUUUUGGCUGAACCAGUAGCUGUGUGGCUUUAGGUUGAAAACCCAAAUCUCCGUGAGAGGAUGCGCUGUUAGAACCCUAAGAAACGCACACACAGGACCCCCUCGCGUUCUGAUGGGACAGCCUCCUUUCUUGUCCACAGGGAGCUAUGACUCUAACAAGAGAGGGGAACAGAGAGGUGAUAGACUCAAGGAAAGGGCUCCCUGCCUCCCUGCAAUUAAGGCUCAGAUGAAUCAUCCCUGGACUCACCAUCCGUAUUCAUUAAAACCUAAAGCAGACCCUGUGGGGCCGCAUCAAAUUUGAUGAGUUAUCAUUUUGCUUGUAAUUUUGUUUAUUAUUAAUUACCAAGCACAUGAAAGGCUCCAAAUUGCUGGUUCCUCUGACUCUGGGAGUUGCUCAGUUUGGCUCUGCCUUGGAUUCCAAUCUCAGGCCUCACACCUGGCCUCAGUUCUGGUCUGAGCAGAGAACGAGGAAGAGGCUCAGCGCAGGCCCGUCUCUACAGCAGGAGCAAACCCCUGCCCCGCGCUGGCAGCAGAAGCAGGCUCCUAAUUGCUGCGGUGUACCUGGGGGUGCGGCUCGCUCUUGGAGAUAAGCAGAAGCCAGGGAGAGUAAAAGGCGAGAUCAGUGCCUACGGGAGUCUGAAUCAUUUCUGGAGCAUCCCGGGCCUCUGAUCUCAAGUAGGCCUUGAUGUCUGAAGCACAGACUUUUUCUGGUGUUGGAGAAGGGAAACUUGAGUGGUAGUUUCUGUUAUGUUCCCCAUCAUUCUUGCCCCGUUUUUGUUGAACCAGUCAUUUAUCCUUCGGUGCCCUUGAAUGCUGUAACCCCAUUGGGUGAAAUUGAGUAAAAGGAGCCUCUCUGGGCACGCCUCAGGGAGGAAACCUGGGGCCACCUAAAUGACCAAGGAUUCUUUAUCUCUACAUCUGUGCACAUGUCAAAAGCAGUCCUGCACCUAGACAUGCAGGAUGUUUUUUUGUUGUUGUUUUUUUAUCAUGAGCUUGAUCAUAUAUAGAAAUGCUCAUAAAACAUUUGCAUAUAGUCUGAAGAUGAAUAUAAAAUGAACACCAGGUAACUGCCCCCCAAGUUGAGAAAUAGAACAGUGAAGGGUCUUAGUAGCACCCCCUUCUUCCCCUCCAGAGCCAACCAGCAUCCUGACGUCUAAGGUAAUGAUUGUUUUUCUCUAUAGUCUGCCAUUCCUUUAUGCAUCACUAGAUAAGCUUGUUUACUUUUGCCUGUUUUGAGCUUUAUAUCAUUGGAAUAAAAAUGUGUAUCUUCUUGUUUCUCUCCCUCUCCGUCUUUGGAGAACCAUCCACGCUGAUACCUGUAGCUAUAAUUGGUGCAGUUCCAUCACUGUAUACUCUGAUUUAUUUAUUCGACUGUCGCUGGACAUUUAGGUUGUUUCUUGCUGGGGGCUACUUCAAACAAUGCUGCUAAGAACAGUCACGUGCCUGUGCCAGGUUUGCUCUAGGUAUGAUCCUGGGUGUGCAAUUGCUGGAGAUGGGGUAUGCCCAACUCAAGUCUCCUAGUUCGUGCCAGCCUGUUUUCCAGAACGGUGCACUGGUUUAUUUGCCCACCAGAAAUACAUGAGAAUAUCUGUGCUCAAGGUCCUUGGUGCUGGCAGACGUUAUUUUUGCCAAUCUGAUGGCUCUGUAGUAGUAUCUCAUUGUGACUUCACUUGCAUUUCGUUGAUGAGAUUAAGCAUCUUUUCAUAGGGUUCUUAUAAAGGGUCUGUUCAUGUUUUCUGGGUUGUUCUUUAUUUUCAUUUUGAUUCACAGAAGUUCUUUAUAAAUUCUGGAUCCUGGUCCUUUGUCAGUUUUAUGAGUUGUGAGAACUUUUCCCACUCUGUGGUAUGUCUCUUUACUCUCUUAAUGUGUCUUUGGUUGAACAGAUGGUCUUAAUUGUAAUAUACUCAAACUUAAAAAAUCUCAAAUUUCUGAUGAAUGGUUUUUUGUAUCCGGUUUAAGAAAUCCUUCUCUACCCCUAAGGUCAUGAAGAUAUUCUUCUACAUUACCUUCUAAAUCCUCAGAGACUUACCCUUCGUCUAUGGUUUUUAAUCCACCUGAAUUGAUUUUUGUGUCUAGUGUGCAAAGAAGGUCCUAUUCCAUCUUGUCCCCUAUGGAUACUCAAUUACCCUGGCACUAUUUACUGAAGAGUAUAUCUUUUCCCCCACUGAUCUGGGAUAUCACCUCCGCUGUAUAUCAAGGGUUGAUAAAGUUAUGGGUCUGUUUAUGGGCUCUCUACUAUUUCAUUAGUCUAUUUGUCAGUCCUUACACCGAUACCAUACGGUCUUCAUUACUACAGCUUUAUAAUAAGUAUUAUGUCUGGUAAAGCCAGCCCUCCUACCUUAUUUUUCUUCUUCAAGAGUAGCUACUCUUGGCCCUUGCCACUGUCAUAUAAAUUUUAGAGCUGGCUUGUCAAGUUCCAACAAAAACCUAUUGGGAUUUUAAUUGAGAUUUUACCGAGUCUAUAAAUCAAUUUGGAGAGAAAUGACAUCUUUACAAUGUUGAGUCCUUCAAUCCAUGAAGUGGUCUAUUUCUCCAUUUAUUUAGGUCUUCUUUAAUGUCUUUUCAUAAAAUUUUAUAAUUUUCUCCAUUAAUGUCUUGUACAUAUUUUGUUGGAUUUAUUCCUAGGUACUUCUCAUUUUUUAAUGCCAUUGUGCAUGAAGUCUGUUUUAAAUUUCAUUUUAUAACUGUUGCUGGUUAAAAAUGAAUUUAAUUUUUUAUAUUCACUUCGUAUCCAGAAAUUUUGCUAGACUUUUAUAUUCUAGCAGUUUCUUUGUAGAUUAUUUUAAAUUUUCUCUAUAUAUUAUCUUAUCUGUUUUUAAUAAUAAUUUUAACUUUUUCAUUUCCAAUGCUUCUACCUUUUAUUUUUCUUACCUCCGGUGCUGUCCAAGACCCCUUGUAGAAUGUUGAAUAACAUUGGUAAUCGUUAAGAUAGAAGAAAUAAAACUUGGCAAUUGUUAGCAUUCUCACCUCGGUCCUCAGUUCAGAGGGAAAGCUUUUAAAAGUGUCAUCAUGAAGUAUGAUGUUUGUUGAAGUUUUUGUAGGUAAUCCUUUUCACAUGAAGGGAGUUCCAUCCUACUCUCCAUUUGCCAAGUGGUUUUUAUUGUUACUGUUGUGAAUGAAUAUGGAUUUUGAGCUCCCCCCACCUCCAUAUAUCUAUUGAAUGAUCAGAAGACCUUUCUCCUUAAAUAUGUAAAUAUGAUGAUUUACAUUAACUGAUUUUAUUAAAUUUAUUUAUUUAUUUUGAGAGAAAGUAUGAGUGAGGGAGGGGCAAAGAGUGAGGGAGAGACAGAAUUUCAAGCAACCUCCACCCAAUCAGCACAGAGCCCACUGUGGGCCUGGAUCUCACAAACUGCGAGAUCGUGACCUGAUUCGAAACCAAGAGUUUGACAUUUAACCAACUGAGCCACCGAGGUGCCCUUACGUUAACUGAUUUUUGAAUGUUAAAUUGCCUUGUACUCCAGCAAUAAACCCGCUUGGUCAUAGUGUAACGACUAAAUGAAUAAGCUGUCCCGUCAGACUGUUGUAGGUCUGAACCCCAGCUAUACAGCUACCUAGCAGUGUGGCCUGGGCAGGGUACUUAACCUCUCUGUGCCUUAUACGCUGAAAUGGGGAUAAUAGUACCUAACUCACAGAACUAUUGUAAGGUUUAGUAACACAUCCAAAAUGCUUAAACCGGUGUCUACGCCUAGUAAGCACCAUAUAAGUGUUUGCUGUUUUAUGGACUAGACAAGAAUUUGUUUAGGAUUUUUGUAUUUGUGUUCAUGAGUGAUUUUUAGCUUGUAAUUUUUCUUUCUCAUAAAUAACCUUGGCAUUAUGGUUUUGCUCAACUUAUAAAAUUAGUUGAGGGGUGUUUUCUCAUUUUCUAUCCUCUGAAAGAGUUUGGGUAAAAAUAAAAUGACCGAUUCCUUGAAUAUAUGCUAGAACUCGCUUGUGAAGCCAUCUGCCUGGAGGGUUUCAUGAAGGAACAAUGUUCGACUUAAGUUCUUUGAUGGUUACAGGUCAGUUCAGGCUUUGCAUGUGUUGUACGUUUACUUGGGAACGUCUCCAUCUAAAUAUUCGGUAUAUUGGCAUAAAGCUAUUCACGGUAACUAAUAGCCAUCUUUGCGAGGUCUGUACCAUAUGCCAUGAAGUUUCCAUUUUCACUCUUGACAUUGGGUGUAUGUGCAUUUUCCUUUGUUUUUUUUCCCCCUUGAUCAUUAAAAACAGAAAUUUGCUAAUUAUAUUUGUCUUUUCAGAGAGCCGAUUUUUGAGCCUUGCUGAUCUUCCCAAUUGUAUUUUAGCUUUUUAUUUCAUUAGUUUCUUCUCUAUGAUAUUAUUUUCUUUCCACACCCCCAUUUACGCUACUGUAUGUACAUUUGAGGGUUAGAGUUCCCCCUUAAAUACUCUUUUGGCUUCAACCCACGAAUUUUGAUAUGUGGUACUUCCAUUACUACUGAGUUCAAACUAUUUUAUAAUUUUCACUCUGAUUGCUUUUUGGGGGCCACAGGUUCUUUAUUGGUAUGUUCCUUAACUUCCAAACAAAUCAGGGUAUUCUAGUUAUCUUUUUGGUUUUUUGGCUUUUAACUUCAACACGUUGGUCAAAAAUAUACUCUGUUUCAUUUCAGUCCUUUGAAAUAUGUGGAGGCUUGCUUUGUAAGCUAGUAUAGGGUAACUUCUAAUGUGCUUUGUAUUGUUAAAACACGUGUGUAGGUGUUGGGUGAAGUAUUUUAUAUGCAUCCAUUAAGUCUAGUCGAGGAAUCCUGCUACUCACGUAUUACAUAUUUUUACUGAUGUUUUUAUCUAUCUUUAACUCUCCAUCGACUGCCUUCUUAUUUUAUGCUUUAUAUUUGUCUGACAAGUCUAUGUUGUUGUUGUUGUUGUUUUCCCUCUCUCUCUUAGUUCUUGCCUCCUUCUGAAUUUUUUUUUUGUCAUUCCAUUUCCUCUCCUCUACUAAUCUGAUUGUGUUAUUUUUGUGGUGCCUAAGAUUGCAGUGUAGGUAUUUUACUUUGGAUCCCCCAAAGCACUGGUGAGGGCAUGGGAAAGUGAGACAAAGAAAGAAAGGAAGGCAAUCAGGCCCCAUUCAUGAACCAGUUUCUGCUGUGGGCAACUGGGGCUCACUUCUGCUGCGGACCUCUGCAAGAGUUCAUAGAACCUGUUUGGGCAUUCUCAUCCCAGGACCAAGGAAGCCAGUAUAAUCAUUCAGCAGCUCUCCUCUGUCACUGGGUGAGGGCCUGAGGGCUGCUGCCCAGCUUUUCUCACCUGCUCUAUGUAGGGGCCAAACAUACUCCUACAACCAGAGACAAUUCUCAGGCUCAGGAAGUAUGGGCAGUGUAUAAUCAUCUGCCUGGAAUUACAAUAUGCAUAAUCUACUUAGCAAGGCCUAACUAACGUCUUACCCUCAGCAAGGUCUUACCCUUCCUGGACAAUUCAAAGAUCCAGAACACUUCAACUCCAUGUAUUUACCCUCCCCUGAAAUUUAUAGGCUAUUGAUAUUGUGUAUUUUAGCUCCAUCUUGCUUGUUUUUAACCACAUAUGCCAUUAUUUUUUAUACAUCCAUUAGAAUUACCCACAAGUUAGUGUCCUUACUUGUUCUUCAUUCUUUUUUUCAUCUCAGACCUUGAUCGUUUGCACACUGGUAUUGCAGAACUAUUUUCUCAUGAGGUCAUGACCUGAGGUAAUGAAGCAAAUGUUUUAUCAACUGACCUCAUGGGAAGAGCAGCUACCAGUAGACCAAGUUCCCAGGCUAGAUGGCAGUGAUGUGCUUUCUUGAGUCCUUUCAUUUCUCCUUCCUUCCUUCCUUCCUUCCUUCCUUCCUUCCUUCCCUACUUUCCACUCUCCCUGCCUCUCUUCCUCCCUUUCUAUUUCCUUCGUGCUCUUUGUUUCUUCCAGAGUCUAUUGAUUUUGGAACUCUGUCUUCACUACAUUUUGUCUCCAUGAGAGGAUUGCCUUUCUGAGCCAAUACCCUAGGCAUUUUAAAUUUCUUUGCUCACUGAAGCCUGUUAGAAUCACUGUGGAAUCUAGUUCCAGUGGGAAGGCCAGUGGACGAGCAGAUGUGCCCUUCGAUGCCCAUGAGGGUACUGUUGCAACUCCACUCAAGGACUGGUCCCAUUUCACCAUUGGGAUGUUGAAUUGCUCCUGAAUUCAUAUCCAAAAGGAAACUAAGACUUCCGGAGACUCCAAAUAAUCCGGAUAAAGAAGGAAGCAUUUCAUUUAUGCAUCUUUCUUAGACACGGGAUACGGGGUUCUAGUUUUUUUCAUAACAACUACUAAGGAAAGGAUUUGGAGGUUUUAGUUUAAUUGCUUCUAAGAAAAAUUCCAUAGUGGGCC